Molecule: messenger RNA, 2111 nt
Organism: Paraphaeosphaeria sporulosa
Lineage: Eukaryota; Fungi; Ascomycota; Dothideomycetes; Pleosporales; Didymosphaeriaceae
Product: alpha/beta-hydrolase
Exons: 5
Coding region: 168-1928 (586 amino acids)
Source: RefSeq, a predicted model, not a curated record
CUGAACGGGAUCCAACACACGCGAUUCGAAUUGUAUUCCCUUUGCGGCCGUAGAGCAAGCCCUAUACCGCAACGUUGCCAUGUGGAUAUAUAUAUGUUUGCGAGGCCAGAGACUGGCAACGUCUUCUCGAGAACAGCCGCACUCCAUCAACUACCAUAGGUAUCGGCAUGUGGCACACGCCCAUCCUGCUGUCAUUGUUCGCGGCAACACUGUUCGGGGCCAAAGCUGAUGACCUGAAUGUCGAGCGUAUAACAGCACAGAGGUCCCUAGCCGCACCCGACCACCUUGUCGAUUUGGGAUAUGCGCUGUACAAGGGGUACCACGACGCCGGCACCGACCUCAAUGUCUGGCUAGGGAUCCGCUACGCUGCGCCGCCGCGCGGAGCACUACGCUGGAAAGCGCCGCAGACACCGGAGACGGAUCGCAGUGUCCAAGACGCCUCCGAAUAUGGCUCCGUUUGCUUCCAGUCAUAUCCUGCGAUCGCUGGCGCACCGCCGAUGCCAGAAGGUGACGAAGACUGCUUGUUCUUGAACGUGUACGCGCCGUCUGGCCCCCGCGCGAAGAAGCUUCCCGUGUUGAUGUGGAUUCACGGCGGCGGGUAUGGCUGGGGCGACGGACGGACCGACAUGAGUGCCAUGAUUAACGACAACGACAAUGCCUUCAUCGGCGUGUCCAUUCAGUAUAGACUCGGGCCCUACGGCUUCCUCUCGUCCAGCGAAGUCAAUGCCAAAGGCGUCCCCAAUGCGGGCCUCCUCGACAUCGCUUUCGCUCUGGAGUGGAUCGAAAAGCACAUCCACCGCUUCGGCGGCGACAACACCCGCAUCACCGUGUCCGGCGAGUCCGCGGGUGCAGGCGCCGUGCUGCUUCUCAGUCUUGCACCGAGUCUGAAGUCAAAGUUCCAGAGCAUCGCUGCGUCGCCGUAUCUGCCGGGCCAACACGCCUACGAUGGCGACGUCCCAACACAGAAGUACUACUCAUUUGCAGCACAGGCGGGCUGCGGAUCCUCAGGACCGGUGCUUGACUGCCUCCGCGCCAAAGACGCUGCUGUCCUGCAGCUUGCGAACUUCAACGUCACGACCUCAGGCAAGGUAUACCGCACGUGGGCCUUCGACCCCGUGACAGACGGGACUUUCACCACCGGCCUCCCUAGCAAGAUGCUCUCCAGCAGCAGGACCAAACUAAACGGCCGCGCGAUCCUCGUUGGCACCAACGCGAACGAGGGCGCGCUGUUCGUCCCACAGGACGAAAUCAGCACGCUGGAGGAUCUCAAGGCGUGGCUGGCGCUCAAAUACCCCUUUUUCAGCGCGCAAGACGUAGAAAAGGUACUCGCCAUGUAUCCCAACACCGACGCCCCGGACGACCCCUCUGCAGCAAAGUUCGCCACCAACGGGCUCACGGGCGCAGCAAAUACAAACAUGAGCCAGGUCGCCACGGGGCAUCUGCAGCGCGCGAACGCCAUCAUCGGCGAAGCAACCUUCAUCUGCCCCUCCUACUGGCUCUCCACGGCCUACACAGCCUCCUCCCGCCCAUCCUUCCACUACCAGUACUCGGUCCCCUUCGCCGCCCACCUCGAAGACGUGUACGCCUACUUUGGGCCCAACCAACCCCAACAACCCCCCUCUUUUUCCCGUGCGUUCCGCAACAUCUGGGGGAACUUCGUCACGCGAGGCGAUCCCUCGGUGGCAGGUGAACCAGGGCUUGACAGCUGGCCGAGGUGGAAAGAAGGUAGAGAGGCGCAGAUGGUGAAUUUGAACACCACGGGUGGGACGGCGUAUACUGCGACGACGCAAUUUGGCGUGCAGGUGACGCAGUUUGAGGAGCCCGGGGUGCGGAAUCAGUUUGGGGUUGUGGGGGCGUGGGGGUGGGAAGGAGGACGGGGGGAGAGGUGUGAGGUUUGGAGAGAGUUGGUAGGCAGUGUGCCAACGUAGGGAGUGGGCGCGGUGUUGAAUUUGGUUUGGUCUGGGAGAGAUAAGAACGGUGUGCGUGGGCGUGAGGGCGUUGAUACACCUCAUAUGAAAUUCUCGGUGUAUAUAUUCGGGAGGCGCGUUCCGUCCGUCUCUUUCGACGAUUGCACGCUCCUGUGCCUGCAUUCGGAUGACGAAGACACAUAU